GGAGGGGAAGACAGAGGAAGAAAAUAAACAGUAACCGCUUUUACCGGCCUGUGCAAGCCCCCUUACGGAGCUGGGGUUCCCUCCCACCAACCGAACGAGCUCCGCCCUCACGCUCCGCCUGCGCCGGGGGAUCAGCUGACCGCGGGCAGGCGCAGUCACGUGGCUGGGGCGCGCCCGCCCGUUGUGGCCAUGGCGGCCGCAGGUUCCAGCGUGGUGAGGCGAGUGGAAGAGCUCGGGGACCUGGCUCAGGCCCACAUACAGCAGCUUAGCGAAGCUGCCGGCGAAGAUGAUCACUUUUUAAUUCGGGCCUCUGCAGCUCUAGAAAAAUUGAAACUUCUGUGUGGAGAAGACAAAGAAUGUUCAAAUCCAUCAAAUCUUCUAGAACUUUAUACACAGGCUAUUUUGGACAUGACAUAUUUUGAGGAGAACAAACUAGUAGAUGAAGAUUUUCCUGAAGACUCUUCACAGAAAGUAAAAGAGCUGAUCAGUUUUCUUUCAGAACCAGUAAUUUUAGUUAAAGAAAAUAAUAUGCAUCCAAAACCCUGCGAUUUGCUUGGGGAUGAACUCCUAGAAUGUCUCUCUUGGAGACGGGGAGCCCUACUCUAUAUGUAUUGUCAUUCUCUGACCAAAAGGAGAGAGUGGCUCACAAGAAAAUCCAGUUUGCUUAAAAAGUACCUUAUUGAUGGAAUCAGUUACUUGCUACAGAUGCUAAAUUAUCGGUGUCCUCUCCAGUUAAAUGAAGGAGUUUCUUUCCAAGAUUUAGACACAGCUAAAUUACUGAGUGAAGGAAUAUUUAGUGACAUUCAUUUGCUGGCUAUGAUGUACAGUGGAGAAAUGUGUUACUGGGGAUUGAAGCAUUGUGCAGAUCAACAGCCAGAAAAUCAUGAAGUGGAUUCUGGUGUUUCUGGAGCAAGCUACACAACACAAAAAGAACCCUUGGAUUUCCGAGAAGUAGGAGAAAAAAUUUUGAAAAAGUAUGUAUCUGUGUGUGAAGGACCCCUGAAAGAACAAGAAUGGAAUACAACAAAUGCAAAACAAAUUUUAAACUUCUUUCAGCAUCACACUAACCAGUAAGUUCAUCUGUUCCUUUUCAAACAGGAAAACAAAACAACCCGUGAAAUGGAAAAGUUCCAGAAAAGAAGACAUAUUGACACUGUUUAAGAAUGUUACACUACAUAAAGAUAUCCAGCCUGGUUACCUAUUUUAAUGCCAUCGCCAUUUUACAUUAUAUGUUUUUAAAUCUAUGAAAGAACGAUUCUUUAAUUUCUAAGAUGGCAUGUAUGUUAUUCUAACUCAGCCUGAACUGCAGAUAUUCUAUAACUAAUACUAAGUAGGAAUCGAGUUUAGCUUUACAAGUUUUUUUUUUUUAAUUAGUAGGUUUUUUUUAUUGUGACAUAAAAUUGACCAUUUUAAAUAUCUUUAGGUUAUUUUUAAAUCUAUCUUGAAGUUUACUGUGCUUCAGAGAUUAAAAUCAAGUCACCUUAUUGCUUUAGAUAUAUGCUAAGGAUCUAAAAAUUGGCAAAGUAAAAAAUUACAACUAGUAUUCAGACUCCAUUUCCAGAAUAAGAUAAUGAAAGAUGCUACAAAAGAAAUGUUUCAUUUUUGUUUUACCAUUACUCAUGGUAAAACAUUUAUAAUUUUUAUGCUUUUGGGCAUUUUAUAAAAAUUUUCAAGUGAUUUUCCUAUUUUGUUUAAAAAACAAAUGGUUUAUCAAAUGAAACCAAGUUAGGUUAGUCCAUCAUUAGCUCAUAUGUGUUUAGCGUGCACCUUUUCAUAUGUAUUGAAAUUUUAAUAUUUUUGUCUUUAAUAGUAGAGAUGAGUGAUAAAGGCCAGAGAACCUGACUUGCUAUCUUGCUUACAGUAUUUCUGUCUACCUCGGCUCCUGUUGUCAUGUUGGGAUGAUCUAAUAACUUGCUGAUAAUCUUGACUUCUGCACCAGUGACUUCAUCACAUUCCAGGAACUUACUCCCAUGGCUACACCUUGAAUGAAUAUCACCAUCUUGAGUUUCUCUUUCUGAAAUCUUAAAUUUCAGUAAUUGAUGACAAUUCACAUCUUUCCAGCUUUUCACUUCCUCAUUUUUACUAAUUUUUCUUUCUCCUUUAUUUCUGUUCUAUCUCUUUAGCUUCUUCACAGCGCUCUUCUCUUGACUGUUCCUUUCUCUCCUAAACCAUCAGCCCCUUUCAGAUUUUCUUCCUUCCCUAUCCAGCCUCAGCCUUAUAUGGGACACCAGAUGAAGUGUUCUCCACAGUCCCUUCAAGUCCAUUGUCCCAUUGUCUUUCAGUCUAACCAUUCUGCAAGUAUCAGCAUUGAAUUAAUCCUGUCACCCACCUUUUCUGGAAUGCUGCAUUCCAUGUGAAGUACAUGCAGCCCUUCAGAGUGUAAUCCCUGUAAGUAUCUCAGCUUCAACUUUAGGAGAGCCCUCAAUAUAAGCCUUUUGUUUGUUUCUGGUGUCGCUCCUCUCCUUUUUCCAUGGUGGCUAAUCUAAACCUCUCACUUUCCUCAUGAGGUCCUCUGUCCCCUCCCCUAGGAUAUGGCUCUUGGUCCUAUCUUACAGAGAAUUGAGACUAUGAGGACUUAAACUUCUAUUUCCCAGCUUUGCCCUACUCAUUUUCCCCAUUUUUUACUUUAUUUUAUUUUAUUAUGUUAAUCACCAUACAUCAUUAGUUUUUGAUGUAGUGUUCCAUGAUUCAUUGUUUGCAUAUAACACCCAGUGCUACAUUCAGUUCGUGACCUCUUUAAUACCCAUCACCAGGGUAACCCAUCCCCUCACCCCCUCCCCUCCAGAACCCUCAGUUUGUUUCUCAGAGUCCAUAGUCUGUCAUGGUUCGUCUCCCCUUCCGAUUGCCCCCCCUUCAUUUUUCCCUUCCUACUAUCUUCUUUUUUUUUUUAAUCACAUGAUGUAUUAUUUGCUUCAGAGUUACAGAUCUGUGAUUCAACAGUCUUGCACAAUUCACAGCGCUCACCAUAGCACAUACCCUCCCCAGUGUCUGUCACCCAGCCACCCCGUCCCUCCCACCCCCCACCACUUCAGCAACCCUCAGUUUGUUUCCUGAGAUUAAGAAUUCCUCAUAUCAGUGAGAUCAUAUGAUACAUGUCUUUCUCUGAUUGACUUAUUUCUCAGCAUAAUACCAUCCAGUUCCAUCCAAGUCAUUGCAAAUGGCAAGGUUUCAUUCCUUUUGAUGGCUGCAUAACAUUCCAUUGUAUAUAUACACCACAUCUUUUUUUAUCCAUUCAUCUGUUGAUGGACAGCUUGGCUCUUUCCAUAGUUUGGCUAUUGUGGACAUUGCUGCUAUAAACAUCGGGGUGCACAUUUUCCCCAUUUUUAGAACGAAAGAGGUUGCCUGUUGAAAGCCAGUCUCUGCCUAUCCUCAUUUCCCCUGGGGCUUCUUUUUUUUUCUGCCUACCCUUUAGGUGUUAUUCUUCCCUGGAGGUCUAUCCUUCUCUUUAUCCUCUUCUCCCUCUUUUCCUUUCUUCUUUCUUUCUCUCUCUCUCUCUUUUUAUUUACUCUUAGGUGAUGUCAUUCAUAGCCAUGGCUGCUUCUGACACCUAUAAUGUUAAGCUGACUUCUAGCCUUGCAACUUGAAUCCCAGCUUCUGCUCUCUGAGCCUUCUUUCUAACUGCCUAUUAAAUGUCUUCACUUAGAUAAUUUUAGUACUUUUAAAUUCAGUAUGUCCAAAUAACUAACCCUUAUCUUUCAUCUAAAAUCUUUUUUUGGUUCAUGUUUUGGUUGUUUUGAUCUUUCACAGUGCAGGGCAACAAAGAGUGCCAUAAUCUAGUUUCUGUCUACCUUCCCUGUUUUACCUCUGCAAUGCAUCCUAUGUAAUCAUGUUCUAGUCUAGUGUUCCUCAAACAUUACAAACCCAGGCUCCUUUUUGAUAAACAUUCUGAUAGAGCCUCUUGGUAUAAGGAAAAUCUCUCCCUAUCUCUCCCCCUGUCUCCUUGCUUAACCUUACACAACUAAGAUUUUUAUUUAACAUAGCUUUUUAACAAGUUUUACUAUAAACAUACCUUUUGUGCUUUCUAAGUAUAAAGAUUUAAAUCAUUUUUAGUAUGGUUUUAGAACCACAGACUGCCCUCCCCCACCCCUUUUGGAGCAUCAUGAUCAGUUAGUACUUUGGUUCCUUUCCUGACAUGCUAUGUGUUUUUUCCCCUCAGUAGUCUUUGAAGAUCUCAUUACUUCUGCCCUUCUUUGUGGCCAAGUGAAUACCUACUUAUUCUUUGGGACUCAGCUCCAGUGACACUGUAUCCCUAAGGCUUUUUCCAGCCCUUUCCACUCAAAGUUAGAUGUUCCUUUGCUUCUGCUCCCUUAAUCUUCCCUCUCAUGUUAUCAAACAGGUAACACUGCUUUAUGGUUCUUUAUGAGUUGGUGAACUCCAUAUUUAAAAAAAAAUUUAUCUUUAUACAUUGUGCUUAAUAAAUAAUAAGCCCUUAGUAAUUUUUUUUUUAAAUUUUAAUAAGAGACAUGGUUCUUAAGUGCAGAACUCUGCACAAAAGGGUUGCUGCUAUUGGAUUCCAAACUGCCAUGCCCUCUAUACCAGUGGUAGACAAGGCAAAUAAGGAAUUACUCCUCAGAGAAGUUAAGUAUUAUAUAGAUUUGGAACCUGAGAAAACCAUAACUUUCUCUUCAGAAAUGGGAACUUCCGUUUUGCCUUCAUGACCCUUGUGAACUACUUGGGUCCCUCACUGUUUGGUAUAGUUCUGAGGGUGCUACUGGGUGCUUUUUGUACUUUUCCAUCCCCCACACAAUUGGAGAGUAAUUUGUAGACCAUAACAGUUAUAAUGAUCUUUACUCUGGUGUAUUACAAAACAUGGAACAACAGAUUUUUUUUAUGUAUGUGUUAAAGCCUAUGUAAAUUCUGUUUCAUUUAGAAUGAAGUGUCUUCAAGAUAACAAAUACUCUACAUAAGGAAAGCAGUAUAAUUCCCUCAUUAACAAUUAUUAUGUGCCUACUACAUGCCAGGCUUCAUCUUAGGCAUUGAUGAUGUAGCUUUGUACACUUGAUCUUAGCCAAAAGGCCGAGAAGCGAUGAUAAAGCUUUGUAAAACACCAUUUUUUGGAGUUUAUAUUCUAGUGAAGGAAGUUACCACAUUUAAAAAAAAUAAAUUUAUAGUGUAUUAAAUGGUUAGCACUAUAAAGAAUAAAGCAGGGUAAAGUGCUUGUUAUAAUCUGGAAAGUAGUGCUAUUUUAUUUAUGGCGGUUGGGCAGGCAUUAGUGUUUUCAAAUUUUAUCCAUUUGGUUAAAUGCCUUGCACAUUCAGUACAUUCAUGAAGUUUCUUUCUUAUGGAAGUUCUGAUACAGAAUUAAGGAAUGAGUCAUUACUUAAGACCUUUUUACUUUGAUUACAUUUCAGGUCUUUUCUGCAGUGUGGGCUUUACUCAUGAGUGAGUGAUAACCUAAAGGCCUUGCUGUGUUUAUUACACUGGGGGUUUCUCUACAUUGAGUUCUUCAGUGGUUACGAAAACUUAAACUCUGUUAAAGGAUUUUUUCAUAAUUCUUACAUUUGUGUGGUUCUUUCCCAAUGCGAUUUUUUCUUUUUUUUUUAAUGUUAAGUAGGCUUUGAAACUUAAAGGCCUAUCUGCUUUGUGGCAUUUAUAGGGUUUCUGGCUACUGUGAAUUGUGUGAUGUUGAUUAAGGUGUAAAUCAUGACAAGACUUUCCCUCAUUCCUUUGCAUACAGUAGAGUGAGGUGAGAGUUAUGGCUAAAACCCUGCAAUAAAAUUACAUUCCAACUUUUACACUCCCACUGUGGAUUCUAUGAUGUUCCUUAAUGUGAGAACUGUGUCUGAUGGUAUUCUCAGAUUUACUUUAAUGGCAUUUUUAAAAACCCACAACUGGAUGACAUCCUAGUUUUGGAUUGCUUGUCACUUUUCUCUUGCCAUCUUCCAGGGCUCCAUUUCUGAUUCUAAUAAGAAUACCUUAUCUGCAACAGAAUCCAGGAUUCUGUAGUUCUCUAGUGUCACUUCUUGUAUUAUUUUUAACACAGUAUGAGAUAAUAUGUUAUUGGAAGUAUUAUAUUAAAAUACAUUUAAUGUAUCCACAAUUAAAGUAUGCGUUAUGUAUUCAUCCUGGUGUUCUUUACUGUUUUUCCUUUUCCUACUUCUAGUGAAGAUUUCCAAGUAAAAUGUUUUGGAGCAUAUAAAAUUUUUUUUUUUUAAUAAAACUAUAAUCCCAUA
Mirounga angustirostris (Northern elephant seal) is the source of this 6173-nucleotide messenger RNA. RefSeq names its product RAB7A interacting MON1-CCZ1 complex subunit 1 (gene RIMOC1). The coding region runs from base 190 to 1074 and encodes 294 amino acids. The record is from RefSeq and is a predicted model, not a curated record. Gene Ontology annotation, biological process: mitophagy. The transcript has 6 exons. NCBI's taxonomy places the organism in Eukaryota, Metazoa, Chordata, Mammalia, Carnivora, Phocidae.